AUGGGUCGUGUGAUUCGCAACCAGAGGAAAGGCCGUGGGAGCAUCUUCCAGGCUCACACAAGACUCAACAAGGCGCCUGCGCAGUUCCGCACCUACGACUUCGCCGAACGCCAUGGCUACAUUCGCGGCGUGGUGAAGGAAAUCAUCCACGACCCCGGCCGCGGCGCCCCUCUCGCCAGAGUCUCCUUCCGCGACCCGUACCGCUUCAAGCUGCACACCGAGACCUUCAUCGCCAACGAGGGCAUGUACACGGGCCAGUUCAUCUACGCCGGCAAGUCCGCCUCGCUCACCAUCGGCAACAUCCUCCCGCUCGGCAGCGUGCCCGAGGGUACCGUAGUGACGAACGUGGAGGAGAAGAUGGGCGACCGCGGUGCGCUGGGCAGGACGAGCGGGAACUACGUCACGGUUAUUGGACACAACCCCGACGAGGGCAAGACGCGCGUGAAGCUGCCGAGUGGUGCGAAGAAGGUGGUCAAGAGCUCUGUGCGUGGCAUGAUCGGGAUUGUCGCUGGUGGUGGACGGACCGACAAGCCGCUGCUGAAGGCGUCCCGCGCUAAGCAUAAGUUCGCCGUCAAGCGCAACUCGUGGCCCAAGACUCGUGGUGUUGCCAUGAACCCCGUCGACCAUCCUCACGGUGGUGGUAACCACCAGCAUAUCGGUAAGGCCUCGACCAUCAACCGCUACGCCGCCCAGGGUCAAAAGGCGGGUCUCAUCGCCGCCCGGAGAACUGGUCUGCUGCGUGGUACCCAGAAGACGAAGGAGUAG
Molecule: messenger RNA, 765 nt
Organism: Saxophila tyrrhenica
Lineage: Eukaryota; Fungi; Ascomycota; Dothideomycetes; Mycosphaerellales; Extremaceae
Gene: RPL2
Product: 60S ribosomal protein L2
Exons: 4
Coding region: 1-765 (254 amino acids)
Biological process (GO): cytoplasmic translation
Cellular component (GO): cytosolic large ribosomal subunit; ribosome
Molecular function (GO): structural constituent of ribosome; RNA binding
Source: RefSeq, a predicted model, not a curated record